UCCCUCUCUAUAUUUCUCAGAUCUUAUUUUCUUUCUCAAAAAGGAAAUAACGAAAUAAAGAAAAUAAAAAUUUCAAGGAUUUAAAGCUUGAAUUUUUAGAAGAUGGGUUCUCGAUUUAACUUCGUUGACGACGCAAAGCAGCAAGCUUUGGGAGGAACUGGUGUUCCAUUGACGAGACAGAACUCUGUUUUCUCGUUAACCUUUGAUGAGUUUCAGAACUCAUGGGGAGGUGGGAUUGGGAAGGACUUUGGGUCAAUGAACAUGGAUGAGCUUUUGAAGAACAUAUGGACAGCUGAGGAAAGCCACUCUAUGAUGGCCAAUAACACCAGUUUCAGCAACGGUAACACUGUUAUGAACAGUAACAGCAAUGGAGGUUUUUCUGUUGGUGUGGGAGGAGAGAUUGGUAGUGGUGGUGGUGGUGUUGGUGUUGGUGGGGGUUUGCAGAGACAAGGGUCACUUACUUUGCCUCGUACCAUUAGUCAGAAAAGAGUUGAUGAUGUCUGGAAGGAGCUGAUGAAGGACGAUGACGUUGGAAAUGGUGGAGCAAGUGGAGUUCCGCAGAGGCAACAGACGUUGGGAGAGAUGACUUUGGAGGAGUUUUUGGUCAGAGCUGGUGUGGUUAGGGAAGAGCCUCAAGUGGUGGAGAGAGUGGAUAACUUCAAUGGUGGGUUCUUUGGAUUUGGAAGUGAUGCAGGUCUGGUUUCAGCUCGUAAUGGGUUCUGUCCUAACCAGCCUAAUGGAGCCAUGGUGAGACCUGAGCUGCUGACAACUCAAACUCAGCCACUACCGAUGCAGCAGCUGCCACAGAAGGUGCAUCAGCCGCAACAACUGAUACAGAAGCAGGAUAUACCUUUUCCCAAACAGACUACUAUUGCAUUUUCUAACACUCCAACACAGUGCCUUGAAGUGAAGCCUUCAAUACUUGGAGUUAGGGACCGGACGACUAUGAACAACAACAACCUUCUUCAAGCUGUUGAUUUUAAAACAGGGGUUACGGUUGCAGCAGUGUCUCCUGGGAGCCAGAUGUCACCUGAUCUGACUCCAAAGAGCACCAUGGAUGUAUCUUUGUCACCAGUUCCUUACAUGUUUGGUCGAGGAAGAAAGACAGGUGCAGUUCUGGAGAAAGUGAUUGAGAGGAGGCAGAAAAGGAUGAUUAAGAAUAGGGAAUCAGCUGCACGAUCCCGCGCUCGCAAGCAAGCUUAUACGUUGGAGUUGGAGGCAGAAGUUGCACAACUGAAAGAGCAGAAUGAAGAGUUGCAGAGGAAACAAAUUGAAAUCAUGGAAAAGCAGAAAAAACAGCUUCUGGAGCCAAUGCGUCAGCCAUGGGGAUGCAAAAGGCAAUGCUUGCGAAGGACAUUGACGGGCCCUUGGUAGAGAGCUUAUUUAUGAAGGCGUCCAAGGAGCUCGCUCAACAAAGAGCAGAAGCUAUAGAAACAACACAGAAAGUAGAAGCUAGCUUUGUAUGUAACUUAGGCAGGUGUUUCUGUGUGGGUGAUUGUAGGUAAUGAAGUGUGACCGAUUUGAUUAGAUCAACACUCUCUUUUUUUUCUUCUGUUGUCUUGAAGCAUCUUUUGGUUUUAUCUUCCUUAUGUAAUGGAUCUUGAUGUUGCUUUAUAGGACGUGUCAAUGUCUUGAACAUCAUUGUGAACUUGACCCAUAGUGCAUUUGUCUUGUAGCAUAUGUUACUUGCGUGGAUCUCUUUUUUUCUUCAACGGCUAAUAAAAC
Messenger RNA from Eruca vesicaria subsp. sativa (arugula), 1725 nucleotides. NCBI's taxonomy places the organism in Eukaryota, Viridiplantae, Streptophyta, Magnoliopsida, Brassicales, Brassicaceae. The record is from the annotation of a GenBank genome assembly.